This is a messenger RNA of Penicillium riverlandense, 1713 nucleotides long. RefSeq names its product fungal specific transcription factor domain-containing protein. Gene Ontology annotation, cellular component: nucleus. The transcript has 5 exons. The record is from RefSeq and is a predicted model, not a curated record. Gene Ontology annotation, molecular function: zinc ion binding; DNA binding. Gene Ontology annotation, biological process: DNA-templated transcription. NCBI's taxonomy places the organism in Eukaryota, Fungi, Ascomycota, Eurotiomycetes, Eurotiales, Aspergillaceae. Bases 1 to 1713 code for a protein of 570 amino acids.
AUGACACGACUUGGCCUAUUUUCUGAAAACCGAAAACGGCGCCAUCGGCUCAAGGAAAAUCUUCAGGGCUCUGAGUCUUGGGACCAGAAGAAAAUAUCGGCCUCUGCACCGGGAUUUCUCGGCCGUACAAGCUACUGCGAUGUCUUCUUGGAAAACGGCAGUGACCUUCCGAUUGGAUACACAUCUUACUCUAAAUCUACAGACCCAGGUCCUAUAGAUGCACAACGAAUUCGCCUGGGUGCACAAAUGCUUAUGUUAUUGAGGAACCAGGACCUGUAUCGAGAAAUCGUCGAAGAGAGAUACAAGAUCUGGAGAGGAUGGACUCUCGGAUACCCGAUGACCAAUAUGAUUUUCAACAGUGUUGAAGAGAUGUGGAAGGACGCAAAACAGAAAAUAAAAGACGAAAGUGAAUGUGCGCUGGCUCUUUCCAAAAGGAUCUUCAAGAACUAUACCCGGCCUAUCCAGCUAUCUUCUACUACGUCAUGGGAAGAUUUUGCAUCCUUUGCCUCACAUAGAUGGGAAACAAUCGGCUUGAUGUUCUCAAUAAUGGGGAUAGCAACGAGAUACAUAUCACACGAUCUUCCUAUGUUUAAAAAGCAUGGCUCACCAGAUGCGAAGAGUCUGGCUAUCACUGCCACCGCAGUGGGGGAUAUCUGUCUGCAGCUCUGCGACAGCACGGGUGUCAUGAAUGACUUUGUGGUUUUGUUGCUCCUUCACCAUACUUCGCUUCUGACAUCUAUCUAUGGAGAGAGUGACUAUCGGCCUUGGAGGAAACUAGGCGAGUUGUCGACAGCUGUAUUUGCGCUUGGACUGCAUCAAGAGUCAUCCAACUUGCCUUUCUUUCUGCGGGAGAUGCGAAAACGUGCUUUAGUCGGUGCAUAUGCCAUGGACAAAACUCUGGCAACCUUUCUCGGCCGACCACCGCUUAUCAGCUGGCGCUAUUGUGAUAUAGAGUGGCCGCUGGAUUUGAGUUGUGAAGAGAUCGCUGCACAUCCAGAUAUUCGCAAUGCUGCUAUCGCGAAGCUGACUCCCGAUGGCUGGAAUAGUGAGGGCAGCUUGGUGAAAGGCUGCUGGGCACGAGUCUACUUCAACACAAGUAUCCUCCGAGAAAAGAUAUUGGAAUUGUCACUCAGUCGCCAGAGUGAUAAUCUGGCUGAACAGGUGGAGAUCCUAGCAAAACGGACCCAAACUCAACCAGAUGCGAUCAUCAGUGCCUCACGCAAGAUUCUGAAUGCAUCACUUUCCAUGUUGACAAAAAUCGCCAAGUUACGGGCACCUGGCUGGGACAUAGGAUGGCAUCUGUGUUAUGCUGGACUUCCCUCGGCAGGUGUCCUUUGCGCCGAGUUAUUACGGCGGUCUCGCUCUAUGAUACCUGACACUGACAUUUUUCAACGCUCCGAAAUUAUCCAGAACCUCAGCGUCUUUGCCUCACACCUCGGUACUAUCAUCCAGCCCGAUGAAGGGAAUUAUCGAAUCGCCGAGCAAGGACGACGGGCGAUCCGCCAUGUCUUAGAUCAGGUUCUUUCUGUGGAUAAUCUUUCUGCUAUCCCUACAACUUCAGAUGAAGAACUUGAUAUCCAAGAGCAGAUUUCAUUUGAUGAAAGUCUACUCAAUAACGUCGAUAUCGAUGACAGAGGCCCCUUCUUGGACUGGCUUAACGGGACUGCGGAGCAGAGUCACGAGCCAUGGCUGACAUGGAUGAACUUUAGCUGA